Molecule: messenger RNA, 1359 nt
Organism: Brugia malayi
Lineage: Eukaryota; Metazoa; Nematoda; Chromadorea; Rhabditida; Onchocercidae
Exons: 10
Coding region: 1-1359 (452 amino acids)
Biological process (GO): coenzyme A biosynthetic process
Cellular component (GO): cytosol; nucleus
Molecular function (GO): ATP binding; pantothenate kinase activity
Source: RefSeq, a predicted model, not a curated record
AUGUCGGGUGGUGAUCCUACAUACGAUACUAUGGUGACUGGAGAGGUGAAAAAGGGUGAGAAUGAAAACAGGGAUGGCGAUGUAAAAGAUAUUCGAUGUGAAGUGGUUGGCCGAAGGCAAAGAUUACUUUCACUUUCUGUGCCUCCAAUGCCAUGGUUUGGUAUUGAUAUAGGAGGCACAUUGGUAAAACUUGUCUACUUCGAACCGGAAGAUCAUAAUGAUUUUAUUGAAAGUGAAGAAGAAAUCUUACGACGUAGGAAAAUUCAACGUUAUCUUGUAACAGGCAAAGCCUAUGGUGGUACUGGUGUAAGGGAUGAUCACCUACGUCUCUGUAAUGUCGGAAUCAAUGGCAGAGUUGGUACUAUACAUUUUAUUCGAUUUCCAACAGACAGAAUGCUUGAUUUUGUAAAUUUGGUUAAGAGGAAGGGGUUCGCCGAAAUGAGCAGUACAGUAUGUGCUACUGGGGGCGGCUCUUUAAAAUAUGCCAAAGAAGCGGCGGAUUUGGGUUUGCAGUUGCACAAAACUGAUGAAUUGGAAUCGUUGAUUAAGGGUAUUGAAUUUAUUGCUGCAACAAAUCCUGACGAAUGCUAUUAUUAUGAAAACCCCUUGAAUGAUAUUUUGUGUAGAAAAGUAAUUUGGCGGUGGUCACACGGUCGCUGCUCAACAUCCGAUUCUGUUCCUGAAAGUGACAAGAAGGAUGGCUUGCAGUACCCAUACAUUGUUUGCAAUAUUGGUAGUGGUGUGUCUGUGUUAGCUGUACGUGGUCACAAUCAAUUUAAGCGGAUUGGAGGCAGUAGCAUUGGAGGAGGUUUCUUUCAAGGUAUAUGCGCAAUUAUGUGUGGAUGUGAAACGUUUGAAGAGGCGAUUGAGUUAGCAUCACGAGGAGACAAUAAGAACGUUGAUAAGCUUGUGAAAGAUAUUUAUGGCUCAGGUUAUGAUCAAAUGGGACUUCCAGGAGAUGUUAUUGCCGCCAGCUUUGGGAAAAUAUAUAAUAAGGUGGAUCGCGAUAAAGCACGUAUUGAAGACCUUGCGCGUUCGGCACUGGUGACUACAACAAACAAUAUUGGUUCAAUUGCAUUUAAUGGGGCGAAUACUUGCGGAAUUGACCGAAUUGUUUUUGUUGGAAAUUUUCUGAGAGUAAAUCCUAUUGCUGCAAGACUGUUGAGUAAUGCUAUGAAUUUUUGGUCAAAGGGAACGAAAAAAGCACUAUUUUUGAUACAUGAGGGUUAUUUUGGCGCGGUUGGAUGCUUAGAUAAAUUGGUCGAUGUUACGGAGACAAGAAGGCGAAUACGUGCUGAAAAUCAACAGCAGGAAGACAACAAUUACAUCAAGAAAGGAUCGGAGUUAUCAGUAGAGUAA